Molecule: messenger RNA, 622 nt
Organism: Archocentrus centrarchus (flier cichlid)
Lineage: Eukaryota; Metazoa; Chordata; Actinopteri; Cichliformes; Cichlidae
Gene: ubl5
Product: ubiquitin like 5
Exons: 5
Coding region: 125-346 (73 amino acids)
Biological process (GO): protein modification process
Molecular function (GO): protein binding
Source: RefSeq, a predicted model, not a curated record
UUUGAUUGGUAGGAAGGCGAACGCGCAAUAGACCAGCUUUACGGGACAAGCAGGAACGAGAGUAUUCCAGAAAAUAUCAGCUAAGGAGAUAAUUGUUUUUUCUUCUCUAACUUUCCAGACAAAGAUGAUCGAAGUGGUUUGCAAUGAUCGUCUGGGCAAGAAAGUCCGGGUCAAGUGCAACUCUGAGGAUACCAUCGGAGAUCUGAAGAAGCUCAUAGCUGCCCAAACAGGAACACGGUACGACAAGAUUGUAUUAAAGAAAUGGUACACCAUAUUCAAGGACCACGUGUCUCUGGGUGACUAUGAAAUCCACGAUGGGAUGAACCUGGAGCUGUACUACCAGUAGAGGAGAGGGGAACCACAAGUCAGAUGUACAGAUGUUAAGAUGUUCCUUGCCCACACACCCCACACACACACACACACACACACACACACACACACACACACACACACACACACACACACAGAUGGGAUUAACUGAAGGUCUUGCAGGACAAAAGUGAAAGUGCGACAUGGACACACAGCAGACAACUGAUUUUUUGAUUUUUUUCCCCCCUCAAAUUACUUUGUGAAAGAUGUUUUUUGUUUUGAUAUUUUGGAAAUAAAGCUGAUAUUUACCUGA